This is a messenger RNA of Fusarium odoratissimum NRRL 54006, 270 nucleotides long. RefSeq lists its product as uncharacterized. NCBI's taxonomy places the organism in Eukaryota, Fungi, Ascomycota, Sordariomycetes, Hypocreales, Nectriaceae. The record is from RefSeq and is a predicted model, not a curated record. Bases 1 to 270 code for a protein of 89 amino acids. The transcript has a single exon.
AUGUCCAGCCUCAAAAACACCCUCUGGUCAACCUUCUCCAAGACCCCCAAGCAGCAUCUCAAGGAGCAGAAGCCCAAGUACCAACUCUGUAGCAACCCCAACAUCACUAUUACAGAUGCAGAGACCGGUGAAGAGUGGGAUUUCGUUGAUCAUGAUGAACUCGAUGGUGAUCUCGCGAACAGCGACGACAAUCGCACUUCGAGAGAGGAACUCGAGAUGAAUGCGCGCGAACAGGAGGAUCUCCUGUAUUCGCGACGGUGGAUGAAUUAG